This is a messenger RNA of Fundulus heteroclitus (mummichog), 1026 nucleotides long. Its product is annotated as glutathione S-transferase omega-1. Lineage: Eukaryota; Metazoa; Chordata; Actinopteri; Cyprinodontiformes; Fundulidae. Bases 107 to 826 code for a protein of 239 amino acids. Gene Ontology annotation, biological process: glutathione metabolic process. Gene Ontology annotation, cellular component: cytoplasm. Gene Ontology annotation, molecular function: glutathione transferase activity; glutathione dehydrogenase (ascorbate) activity. The record is from RefSeq and is a predicted model, not a curated record. The transcript is spliced from 6 exons.
UUCUGUGACGCAACCACACCGGAAGUAAGUGUACAAAACAAAGUUUUUGCGCCGCUUAUGAUCUCCGGUCAUUUACAUUCCGCGCGACACGCUCCUCAGGGUAACCAUGCCUACUGAAAAGUGCUUCGCUAAAGGAAGCUCUGCACCUGGUCCUGUUCCUAAAGACCGUCUGCGUCUCUACAGCAUGAGAUUCUGCCCUUUUGCACAAAGGACCAGAUUAGUGCUGAACUCCAAAGGGAUCAAAUAUGACACCAUCAACAUCCACUUGAAAGAGAAACCGGACUGGUUUCUUGAAAAGAACCCUCUUGGUCUUGUGCCUGCUCUGGAGACACCUGCUGGUGAAAUCAUAUACGAGUCGCCCAUCACCUGCGAGUACCUGGAUGAAGCCUACCCUGAGAAGAAGCUUCUCCCGUCCUCCCCUUUUGGAAAGGCCCAGCAAAGAAUGAUGCUGGAGCAUUUUUCCAAGACAAUACCUUACUUCUACAAGAUCCCGGCAGCAAGAAGGAAUGGAGAAGAUGUCUCUGGGCAAGAAGCCGAGCUGAAAGAGAAGUUUGCUAAAUUGAACGAGCACCUGGAGAAGAAAAAGACAAAGUUCUUUGAAGGCGACACCGUCACAAUGAUCGACUACAUGAUGUGGCCGUUUUUCGAGCGGAUUGAGGUCUUGGAGCUGAAGCACUGCCUGGACCACACACCUGAGCUGAAGAAGUGGACUGAGCUCAUGCUGGAGGACCCAGCUGUUAAAAACACCAUGUUCAGCAGGGAGACCUACAAAGCCUUCUAUCAGAGCGUUGCUGAGGGGAAACCCGACUACGACCUGGAGCUGUGAAACACACAGCUGGUCACCCGUCCCUCUCUAUUCAGGCCGCAAACGCCGUCCAUUAAAUGCUCUCAGUACUCUAUAUGUUUGAGGUAUUUUGUUCUAGGAGGAAAUUAUAAUUGUCACAAAGUAAAUUAAUUUGUAUUCCUACGACCAAAUAAGGGUUCUGAUCACCCAAGUCCAAAUUAUGCACUUUUGUUUGAAAUAAA